AUGGCUGCAAGCAUACGAGGAGAAAACAAGAAAGAAGAUCGGGUGGCCGUGAUGGCUACGGCAGAAUUGCCUGCAAAAUCAAUUGAUCUGGCUGCAAUUAACCUGACAGAGCUGGUUAAUGGGAUGUUAAAUACGGCUCUAAAAGGCACCAGUAAUUUUUUCUCUUUGCUGAGCAUUACAUCAUACAGCUCCUACGCCUUCCAUAAGGUUUCCAUAGUCAUCUACAACAUAUCAAACAUGAAGAAUGUUGACCCAACCAAGUUCCCUAUGAGGCACUGCUAUUGCCUAAACAACAGGACAAAUGACUUGACAGAUUUUACAGCUUUGCUUGUUGAUAUUGUUGGGAACACCACCAACUACCUUACUGAAAUUUUCAAGUCAACUUCCAUUGUGUCAGUGAGCCAGAGUAAUGACACAGACUGCAUCUAUAUUUGCGUCAUGUCGGGCCGUACAGGCAGAAAUCUGUCUGACUUAUGGGAAGCCAUUGAGAAGUCCCCAGUUAUUAAUUACACUUUCUCUGGUAAUGUGUCAGACCUCCUGGGUGAGGCGGCUUUAAGAGGGACUGCGAAAUGUGGAAACAAUCUUUUGAACUCAAACCACUGCCCGGUGAGCAUCGAGAGUGUGGGAAACAGUAAAAAGAUGUCUACAGAGAUAGGGAAGAGCAUGACCUAUGUACAGAAUGCCAACGUCCUCUAUGUACUCAAUCCAAGGAAUAGAAAAGUGCCGCUGCCUGCUCUGGUUACACCACCACAAAAGCCUGCCAUCUUAUUGAAAGGCCCUUCCAGAUGUCCCCAGCCCAUCAAGAAAGGGGCGUCCUUCACGACACCAUCUGCCACAGUUCAAAAGAUAAAUCCUUGUGUUAUGGAGCUAUGCAAAUUUUAUCAGCAGUGCCUUUGUGCAAGGGACAGAAUUUAUUCCAGGCAAGAAGCGAUGAGGUACUGUAUUGAAAACUAUUCCUGGUUCUUGAGAAAUGCAGCAUACGUCUGUGAAAAAGUCAAAAGAACAGCCUAUUCCAAGACUUUAAAGCAGAAAUGCCUUGCAAGCAUUUGCAAGUCUAUUUAA
Pogona vitticeps (central bearded dragon) is the source of this 1062-nucleotide messenger RNA. Lineage: Eukaryota; Metazoa; Chordata; Lepidosauria; Squamata; Agamidae. The record is from RefSeq and is a predicted model, not a curated record.